UCGACAAGUCACACCAUCAAAGACCCUAGUUUUUGACAGUCGAAGGGUUGAACUUGACAGUGCAGUGGGGCCCUAAGUUCGAUUUCACUUCCAGCAACCAAAAAAACGCAAUAAUGGCCACAAAUAAGCUCUCGAUGCUUGUCCGCUCCUUCAGCACUAGCAAUGUCGCAAGUCAGAUGGUUAAGCCUCCGGUGCAGGUCUUUGGCAUUGACGGACGUUACGCCACCGCCCUGUACUCGGCUGCCAGCAAGCAAAAAACCCUCGAUUCUGUUGAAAAAGACCUCCUAAAGUUCCAGUCAGCUAUCAAGUCUGACCCCAAAUUGAGGGAAUUUAUCAAGAACCCCACAAUUAAGCGCGGGCUGAAAUCCGAGGCUUUGAAACAAAUUGCCUCGAAAAUAUCGCUUAACGCGCAGACGUCCAAUCUUUUGCAGACUCUUGCCGAUAAUGGGCGUCUGAAGAAUUUGGAUGGGGUUAUCAACGCCUUUAAGGUCAUGAUGGCAGCCCAUCGUGGAGAGGUGACUUGUGAGGUCAUCACAGCCAGAGACUUAGAUGCUGCGCAAAAGUCUAAGUUGGAAUCGGUCUUAAAAUCGUUCGUGAAGUCAAGCGAGACCAUUCAGUUGAGUACCAAAGUUGAUCCCUCUAUCAUAGGAGGAAUGAUCGUCAGCAUUGGUGAUAAAUACGUUGAUAUGAGCGUCGCUAGCAAAAUCAAGAAGUACACAGAAGUCAUUUCCACUCCUGUUUAAAUUAAUCAUUACGGUUAUAGAAGUUGCAUAGUUCGCCAAUAAAACGUCAUAAUUUCA
This is a messenger RNA of Tribolium castaneum (red flour beetle), 800 nucleotides long. RefSeq names its product ATP synthase, oligomycin sensitivity conferring protein (gene ATPsynO). NCBI's taxonomy places the organism in Eukaryota, Metazoa, Arthropoda, Insecta, Coleoptera, Tenebrionidae. Gene Ontology annotation, biological process: proton motive force-driven mitochondrial ATP synthesis. Gene Ontology annotation, molecular function: proton-transporting ATP synthase activity, rotational mechanism. The coding region runs from base 114 to 743 and encodes 209 amino acids. The transcript is spliced from 3 exons. The record is from RefSeq and is a predicted model, not a curated record.